Messenger RNA from Leptosia nina, 1308 nucleotides. Lineage: Eukaryota; Metazoa; Arthropoda; Insecta; Lepidoptera; Pieridae. The record is from the annotation of a GenBank genome assembly.
AUGUCAACAGAAAUCGAUGUGAAAGCGAUAGUGUCUCACAUAUUACGGGGCGACGGUUUGGAAAAAUGCCGUAUAUGUAUGGGAAAUACAAGUGCUGGUCUCGUCUUAUUGACCGAUUCAGUCAUGACGGACGCAGGAAAACCCAUAACAUUAUGCGAAAUACUCGAAGCAAUCACAGGGACACCGGUGGAAAAAGGCUCUUGCUUACCAUAUGGAUUAUGUUCUUCCUGUUCAAAAAAGGCAACUUCACAUUGGAGCUUUAGACAAACAUGUCUUGAUUCCUUUAAUAAAUGGUCUAGGGCAAGCUCCCUCUUACAUGACAGUCACAAUGAUAACAGUGGCUCAUUGUUUAUUCACUUUGAUCAGAAAACUUAUGUUAAAUACCAUAAAGAAGUACAAAAUCCUUCAUUAGCAGCAACAAGGCUUAAUGCUAUAAUUGAAACCUGCAAAACUGGACAUUUAAGUAAGGUGACAUACAAACAUCUAAGCUGCACCGAUUGUGGCAAAAGCUUCUGCACAAUUGCACAAUGGAAUCGGCAUAUGAGAAAUACUGUGCAGCGAAUUUGUGAGGUCUGCCACAAGAUAUUACCUAAACAGAAGCUGCCGAAGCACUUAAGAGCACAUAAUAUAAAAGUGCAUGCUUGUACCUUCUGCUAUGCAGUAUUUUACAAUGACCAAGAUCUCUUAGCCCAUAAAGCUGAGUUCCACUGUAUCAGAAAUGUAACUUGCAAGGUCUGUGGCCUUGGCUACAAGAGCCAAAGAUCACUAAGCGCGCAUAUGUACUCACACAAAACGUAUACUUGCGCAAAAUGCGAAACUACCCUCAACAAUCUCCCCUGUUACAGAUACCACAAAGAUCAAUGCGAUAAUAAUAACAAAUGUUUUUAUGCGUGUGAGCAUUGCGGUGUUAUGUACAAUAGGAAACAGUCUCUACGUUCUCACGUGAAGCAGAAGCAUCUAAAUGUCAAACCUUUUAAAUGUAGUUACUGCGAAAAGCGGUGUUCGACGAAACGUCAUCUCCAAGAUCAUGAAACUACCCACAAUGCAAUGAGAAGGGUGUACAAAUGCUUCUGUGGUGCUAAGAUGCGGACGGAGAAAGGGUUUACCCUGCAUCAGAGAAUACAUACGGGGGAGAAGCCGUAUAAGUGUACAGAAUGUGGUGAAACGUUCUUAUCUGCAUCUAGAAGAAAAGACCACAUCAAUAGGAAACAUAUGGAGCUGAUAGAUAUGCCGCACGGUUGUAGUCUAUGUGCGGCUAGGUUUAUACGACCCUCGGAGCUAAAGAAACAUAUUGUAACCACUCAUUGA